Molecule: messenger RNA, 2299 nt
Organism: Andrographis paniculata
Lineage: Eukaryota; Viridiplantae; Streptophyta; Magnoliopsida; Lamiales; Acanthaceae
Product: probable serine/threonine-protein kinase PBL25
Exons: 5
Coding region: 528-2135 (535 amino acids)
Biological process (GO): protein phosphorylation
Molecular function (GO): ATP binding; protein kinase activity
Source: RefSeq, a predicted model, not a curated record
GCAAAGAGAGAGUGAAGCGCAGGAAAGAAGCGAGUCCAUUGAAAUCUUCCCCUAUCCUUUUUCUACGCCAUGUUCAAAACCAAACACUGCGCAUGGCAGGCAUCUCCGUCCACAAACAAUCCAACCAAUUUUAUGUCUUCUUCUUCUUCUCUAUCAAUAAUACAUUACGAAAUGAUUCAUCACUUCCCUCGACAUCGACAAUUUCUUGUCGGAAUUUUGUCUGUCAUCCUCCCGGGGUCCUUCAAUCACCUGAAGGACCCUCCCCCUUCCCCAGACCCAUUGCAUACGCACAUUUCCUUACAUUAUAAGGAAAUGAAGCGAGUCAAAGAUCUCAUGGUCUCCUUCAAUACAUGUUUCCCUGCCUGAAUUUAAGCAUGUUUUCUGACAAGAAAGCAAUACUUUAUUGGGGAUUCAUUCUAUCAAGGAGCCCUCCUAAAUUUAAUUUGCAUCCAAACACACACCCACAGGCAUUCAUAGAUUUUUGAGAGACCUCGGUUCUAGGAAAUCUUGAUUUCUUGGCGAUCGAAAUGAGUUGCUUUCCAUGCUUCCAAAAAAACGAAGACAGCAGCAGCAGGAGGGGCGGGAGCAACCACGGCAGCUUGCCGGUGGCGAAGCCCAAAGACUUCAGUCCUUCACCACCACCUCGUCCUCCUCGUAAUGAAGAUGGAAGUAACAGAUCACAACCUGAAUUCCGCGGAGAUGAUGAAUAUAGCUCAACCAAAAAUUUCAGUUUCCGUGAGCUGGCCAUGGCCACAAAGAACUUUCGCCAAGAAUGUCUAUUGGGUGAAGGAGGAUUCGGGAGAAUAUACAAAGGGACACUCCAAGGAACCGGACAGAUUGUUGCCGUGAGGCAACUAGACAGGAAUGGCGUUCAAACGGGCCCAGAAUUUGUAAUGGAAGUUGCAAAGUUGAAUCUUCUAGAACACCCAAAUUUGGUGAAGCUAGUCGGAUAUUGUGCCGAUGGAGAUCAAAGGCUUUUGGUGUAUGAAUACAUGGCUGCCGGCUCUUUGAAGGACAGUCUAUUUGAACUUCCCGCCGGUAAGAAGCCCUUGGACUGGAAUACGAGGAUGAAGAUCGCAUCGGGUAUUGCAGAGGGGCUCGAGUACUUACAUCACAAAGCCGAGCCCGCUGUCAUAUACCGCGACUUGAAAUCCUCGAACAUUCUAUUGGAUGAUGCUAACAAUGCACGGCUGUCCAAAUACGGGCUGGCUAAUCUUGUCCACACGGGCAAUAGAGCAGUCGCGGUUGAUGAUGGUUAUAGAGCCCCCGAAUGCUACAAAAAUGAGAAGCUAACAGAAAAAACAGAUACUUAUAACUUUGGUGUAGUCCUUCUGGAGCUUAUAUCCGGACGUAAAGCCUUUGACUCUACUCGGCCAGCCGAAGAGCAGAGCCUAGUUGCUUGGGCGCAACCGAUCUUCCGGGAUCAGGCAAAGCUCGCUGAUUUGGCAGAUCCGCUUCUGAGGAAGUCAUUUCCAGAAACGAGCUUGAACCAAGCCGUCGGAGUCGCCGCCAUGUGUCUACUGGAGGAGCCGUCGGCUCGCCCGCUCAUCUGCGACAUUUCAGCUGCCAUUAAUUUCCUGGCGAUGGCGCAACCCGAAGCUCCCAUCCCCAAUCAUCUUGUUCCCAUAUUGUCCGCGAGAGUCUACUCGGGAACUCAGUUCAGCGACGUUACCUCCUUCAAGGAAGACCACAAGAAACAGACUACGUUGGAUAACGUCGACAAUGGAAGGAUUCUCGACAAUGAUUGCGAGGACGGUAAAUCGAGUUCAGAUGAGGAAGACGAUGAAGACAGAGAAAGGAUUCUCGACGGGGAUUGCCAGGACAGUUCAUCGAGUUCAGACAGCGAUGGUGACGACGAAGACAGCGGAAAGAUUCGCAAGAACAGCAAAUCGAGUUCGGACUACGAGCACGAGAAGCUGAGCUCAAGGUCAAAGCGUAAAAAUGAAAAAGGACGACUUGGGUCGAACAGCAGUCGCUCGAUUUCAAGUAGAAGUAGAAGCAGUCGGCGGCGGCUAACCUUCGACGAUUCUGAAACUUUGAGGUGUGAGAGCAGCAACAGCAACAGCAAUAAAAAGGUCCCCGAUUGGAAGCAGGAUGUAGAAGAUUCUCAUGAUCGCGGUGAAACCUCGGAUUAAGCUAAGCUAGUCUUGAUUCCACGAACACCAACAAUUUUCUUGCAUGAAAAAAAGGUUGGAUAAUCGAAAGACCAACAGAUACGACAAUCUGUGGAUUCUAUGUUGUAUACGAACGAGGUUUCGACCUGCGUGCAUGGUGGUUUCAUGAGAAAAGCAUUUUUGUC